Molecule: messenger RNA, 1697 nt
Organism: Naegleria gruberi
Lineage: Eukaryota; Heterolobosea; Eutetramitea; Acrasida; Naegleriidae
Exons: 1
Coding region: 98-1552 (484 amino acids)
Source: RefSeq, a predicted model, not a curated record
AAAAAACCUGAAAGUUUGAUUUUGAUCAAAAUUCAUCGGCUUUAAAUUCACACUUGUACAUAUAUCAUAUAAUAUUAGAUUCAGCCAUCAAUUUGGGAUGAGCAGUUCUUCCUCAACGACGACGACGACAACUUUGUUCUUUUCGGGAUGUAAUUUGGGUCAUCAAUUCUUUGGGAAAAAUCAAGAAUCAGAGAAGAGAAAUGGUUUGUAUGAGAAGGGUUGUUAUUCGGCUCCUGCUCCUUCGAUUUCUUCUUCUUAUACACCUACAUUUGCGUUCGGAGCUGCAGCAACUAUGAAUUUCUUGAAUAAUAAUAAUAUGGGCCUGGCAGCUUCUUCUCGUGAUGGCGUUUCUAAAAGUAAUGAAAAUGAUGCUGCGAGAAGAGCCUUGCCUGAUAUGACACCUGUUAGAUUGGAGGAUUUAGGAGUGGAUAUUUCAUUUUCUAGAAGAAGAAGAAAUGAAUUGGACGAAAGUGUCUAUGUAAAGAAAGUGAGCUGUGGAAAGGAUUUUAUUUAUAUAUUAUUGUCUGAUAAUAGAGUUAUUUCUAGAGGAGGAAAUCGUUAUGGUCAACUGGGAUUAGGUCACAGACAAGAAAUUUGUGAUAGUGUUAAUGAUUUUCUUCCAGUAACUGUGAGUCAUAACGAAACAAUUGAGGAUAUUCAAUGUGGAGCUGAUUUUGCCUAUUUUCUUACAAAGAGCUCUAAUAUCUACAGCGUAGGAAAUGGUUCUUAUGGUAAAUUGGCAACAGGAAAUUUUAAUAAUGUUCUCAUUCCAACGAGAGUGAAAAGCUCAUUAUUUAAUUUUAGAAUUAUAGAACAUGUUGCUUGCGGGCAUAAUCAUGUAGUUUUCAUUAACGAAGAUGGUGAAGUGUAUGGAUGUGGAGCUAACUUCUCCGGCCAACUUGGUCUAACCCACAGCAAAGAUAUGUAUAUUCCAGAAAAUUGUGAAUUCUUCUCAAAGAAAAAUAAUAGGGUUGCCGUAGCAGGCAGUUGUGGAGAAUGUCACACAGCUGUAUUGACCUCAGCUGGCGAAAUUUAUGUGUCAGGAGAUUCCAAGAGAACUCACACUAAUUAUUUUACAUUCUUUGCCUCGGAUGCCAUUGGAGUAUUUUGUGGACGUUUUCACACAAUUAUUCAAAUCACUGAAAGAAUGCUCAGGGUUUCUGGAAAUAACAAGUACAAACAGUUGAGCAUUCCACACAAGUCAACAGAAGAAUCCUUUGCAAAAGUAAUGAUUGGAGAGCAAAAAGACAAAAUUACAAACAUUUCAACAAGUGAAUAUCACACCAUAUUCAUUUUAAAUGAUUGUGAGGUGCAUUCAUGUGGUACAAACAGAUCCUACGUUUUAGGAACCAACAUAUUUAGCAAUGACACUACAUGUGAUCGUGUCGUUCCAAUCAAAUCCUUUCCUCCAAAGAAGGGUUACUCUCUCAAAUGCUCCUCCAAUGUAGAAAGCAAUGUAUUUUAUUGGACGAAGGAAUUUUCCAAUAUUCAAAAACAUUUUGUAUUCAGUUUUGAUAGAUUAAUCUCAUUUGCUGACAUAACAAUUUCUUAAAUUUGAAAUUGAUUACUACAUUCAAGUCUAACUCCAUUUAAUCAAACUUGUAUUGAGAAAUACCCAACUAUUUAAUAUUAAUUGAUUUAUAACAUUCACCAAUUGUAUUUCAUAAAUCUGAAGUGAUUUUUGGUGUUGCCAUAUU